Bicyclus anynana (squinting bush brown) is the source of this 2816-nucleotide messenger RNA. RefSeq lists its product as uncharacterized. The transcript is spliced from 7 exons. Gene Ontology annotation, molecular function: oxidoreductase activity. Bases 285 to 1868 code for a protein of 527 amino acids. The record is from RefSeq and is a predicted model, not a curated record. Lineage: Eukaryota; Metazoa; Arthropoda; Insecta; Lepidoptera; Nymphalidae.
UAAAUGUCAUGAUCACGUGUAAAUCACAAACGGCUAAAAAGAGUGUAAAUAAUUGUUAUCUGCAUGUUAUCUGUGCUAGUUUUUACUUUGGUUUUAGUUUUUUUUUUUUGAUAAGCUUUACGACGUCAAAAAAUUGUUUUGAAUUUGAAUUUGAAUUUCUGGGCUGAAUGCGCAAGUUUAGACUAAAAUUAAAGUAAAUUUUAUUUUUAGCUAUUUGUGCUGUACCUUUAUUGAAAGUUUUAACGGCUAUUGCUACAAUCUAUUUAAUAAACAAAAGUACUACAAUGGAAGAGACAAAUCUAAAGAUAGAUAUACCAAAAGUUUGCACAAAGCUAGCUGAAGACUAUGUAAGCACUAUAACUCAACGUCGUGCUGCAGGAAUGGAAAAAGAAAAAUGGUUUGACCAAUGGCUUCUAGAGGAACUUGAUAAUGGCAGAGAUAUGUACGAGACAUUUGGAAAUUUAACAGCAAUAAAUCCAAGUGUCGCAAAAAUGUAUUCUGAAGAGAAUUUUUUGGCUUUGGCACAGAAAAUAGAAGAAAAUACAGAAUUAAUCUGUCAGCUCGAGUACUUACACAGAAAUAUUCCAAUUAGUGAUACAAAAAAUGUUGAUUUGAAAUUGAUAAUGCAAAGCCUCAUUUAUAGAAGUUCAUUUGUGCAAAGUCCACUUUAUUCUCCUCAUAAGGAAGUGCAUUUUAAAAGCGACACACCUCUAUAUCUACUUGGCUAUGUGGCAUACUGUCCACCUGAUAGCCAAUUCUUAAUUAUUUGCAGGAAGACCACAGUAACCAUAGGCAAUCUUUUUUGUGAACUCUGCAAAGAAGCUGGCAUACUUGUGAUGAUAUCCCUUUAUCCAGAAGACGAUAUGCAAGUAUCUGAGGUGUUGUAUGAGACGCCAGAUGGCUGCGUGGGCGUGCUCAGUGCGUGCAGCGAUGUGGACUCCGCCGUGGACGCGUUUGUUGCCGCGUCCACGAGGACUGUUGCGCCGUACCCGUGGCGGCUGCGCUGGCUGCUGGUGCAGGAGAGCGCCAUGGAGCGCUUCACGCGCGCGCUCGAGUCGCGCCCGCCGGCCGAGCGGCGCGCCUUCGCGCUGGAGCACGCCGGUGAACUGCCGCCCGGCGCCGUGCCCGUGGAGGCGUACCGCACCACGCGCGAGGCGCUGGCGCUGCUGGCGGCGCGCGCCCCGUUCGCCGUGGCCGCGUUCGCCGCGGACGCCGCCGAGGCGAACGAGGUGGCGUUCGCCGCGCGCGUGCCGCUCGUGUGGAUCAACGGGCACGGCGCGUUCGGCGGGCCGCCGCUGGGCGCCGCGGCGGUGUACUUGAGCGGGGUGCGUCGCGCGCCGGCCGGUCUGCCGGACCGCGCGCGGUGGCUUGCGCUCGCGCCGGCGACGCGUCGUGCGAGACUCUGCGAAGCGCUGCACAAAUUCAGCGACUACGAUCCGCAAUAUGAUAGCGUAUUAGAUAUAAGCUGCGACUCCGCUGUCGCAGUCGACGGCCGUCUGUGGAUUGCUACUAAAACACUUGUAGACUUCCUUGUAAUCAAUCCACGGCAAUAUAUUUUUCAUGUCAACGCCGCCUACCCUGACCCCACCCAGAGUGAUAAUGCUUCGAACAAAUCGAGUAUUUCCGAGAGUAAUGCUGUAAUGUCCUUUACGCAAGUCCUCAACUACUUGUUGGCGGGCGGCGCGGUGCUGAUGGAUUCUUGGGGAUCGUCGGACGCCGAUCGCCUCAAAGCUCUAGUCGCGUUGUUGUCGGAGGUGGGCGCGCCAGUCGCGUGGGUCAGCGAGACUUCUAAGAACUACCCCCCGACUUACACGACCUACACUGUUAAAACGAUAAGUUCAACUAUUGGUACAAUAUUUGCAAAUUAACUACAAUUAAUAUUUUUAAACUGAUAAAACAUGAUAAUGGAUUUAGUGUAGGUGCAGGAUGAUCGGUGUUUCACGGUGUGUACCUGAUCAGCAUAUUAUUUAAUCACAACGAGGUGCAGCACUGCCUGAUCAGCAUAUUAUUUAAUCACAACGAGGUGCAGCACUGUCUGAUCAGCAUAUUAUUUAAUCACAACGAGGUGCAGCACUGCCUGAUCAGCAUAUUAUUUAAUCACAACGAGGUGCAGCACUGUCUGAUCAGCAUAUUAUUUAAUCACAACGAGGUGCAGCACUGUCUGAUCAGCAUAUUAUUUAAUCACAACGAGGCGCAGCACUGUCUGAUCAGCAUAUUAUUUAAUCACAACGAGGUGCAGCACUGUCUGAUCAGCAUAUUAUUUAAUCACAACUAGGUGCAGCACUGUCUGAUCAGCAUAUUAUUUAAUCACAACGAGGUGCAGCACUGUCUGAUCAGCAUAUUAUUUAAUCACAACGAGGUGCAGCACUGCCUGAUCAGCAUAUUAUUUUCGCCACCGAAAAUUAGUCCAUCAUCUUCUAAGAGUUAAGAGAAUCUCCAUGUGAAUAUCUUGUCAAGCUUUGUUUCUUCUUUAUACGGUAGAAAUAUUUUUUUAUUAUAGAUAUAAAUAGCAGCAACUCUGAUCUGCCAUAUUAGCACUUAAAUGAGAUAUUUUUUUUUAUAAGAAUAUUAUUUACACUAAUAUUAUAGAUUUGUAUUUUUGUAUAUUGUAUGUAACUAAUAAAUAGAGAUGUAAUGUGAAGUCAAGUCAAGACAAAUCAUAGAUUAAUACACAAUAUAUUUUCUAUAUUAAAUUUAUUAUACAAAAACGAGUAAAUUUUACGUGAAUGUCCUAAAAACCUUUCUGUGGGUGUCAAUCCAAAAAAGAAAUCUGGCUAGGUGCGUGUCGGGCCACGCGUAAUGUAUGGUUCCGUAGA